ACUUGCUUUAUUCAGCUUCAUUUCAUUUUCAGAAUAGUUCUGUGGAGAACCCACAUCAAUAGUCUGUAAAUAUUUUAAGUGAAAACAGUUUAAUUUUUCAAUUAUUGCAAAAACAAAGCUUUUUGCUUGUGGAGAAAUGUUAAGAAGCAGCGAGAGAAUCAUCCACAAUUCCAUUAUCUUGUGCUGUCCAAAAUGGAACUCACUAGCUACAUGUGGCUACUUAAUUGGAAUUAGACAAAUAGUUCAUUUCCUCAGUCGUACUGCUACAUUUUAAGAACUUCAUAGCCCCAUGUGGCUAGUGACUUGUUUUGAACAGGGGAGAUUGUAGAAUAUAUACAUUGUCACAGGAAGUUCUACUGGAUAGCACUGAGGGAGAUACUGUUUCUUUUUUGGUGUAUACCCCUCUAGACCUUUGGGUGUGUGUAUUCAUACAUUUAUAUAAUGGGAUCAUACUGUUACCCACUUCUUUCACUUAAUAGAUGGGGAGAACGUAAAAUUUAUGGGAAAUUUCAAGCAUGUACGGGUAGAGAAAAUCAAUAGCUGUAAGCUCAUGGCUUAUAUUUAUUCUCAUACCCAUUUUUCCCCUUUCCUGGACUUUUUUUUGGAACCAGAUCCUAGACCUUUCACCAGCAAAUCAUUCCGUAUGUACAUCUAAAAGUUGAGGACCGUUCAAAAAUCGUAACACUUCUUAAACUGUGAAACUACAUAAUCAAUAUUCAAAUUGGUUGUCUCAAAUACGAUUUUUAAAAUAGAUCGUGCAAAUCAGAAUUCACGUAAGUUCCAUACAUUGCAGUUGGUGAAUAUGUUUCUUAGUCUCUAUAGGUUUUUUUUUCCAUUUGUUACCAUUACUAUUUUCUUUUUUUGGAAUUGGGGUCUCGCACUGUCGUCCAGGCUGGAGUCCUGUGGCGAUCGUAGCUCACUGCAGCCUUGGACCCCUGAGCUCAAGUGAUCCUCCCACCUCAGUCUCCCACAUAGCUUGGAGUACGGGUAUGAGCCACCUCACCCAUUUGUUAGUUUUUUAAAUUUCCACCUGCAGUUUGUUGAAAACAUCACUUUUAAUGACUGCAUUAUUUUAGCUUUAACCACUUUAUUGAUGACCAUUUGAUUCUGAUUUUUUGCCAUCAUGAACCUAGCUUUGCUUUAUUUUUAUGUUUGUUUUUUGAGACAGGGUCUCGCUCUCUUUCCCCAGGCUAGAGUACAGAGGCACAAUCUUGGCUCACUGCAUCCUCUGCCUCCUGGGUUCAAGCGAUUCUCUUGCCUCAGCCUCUCGAGUAGCUGGAAUUACAGGUGUCCGCCACCACACUGCCUACUUUUUUUUUUUGAGACAGAGUUUCGCUCUUGUCGCCCAGGCUGGAGUGCAGCGUUAUGAUCUCGGCUCACUGCAACCUCCCCCUCCUGGGUUCAAGCGAUUCUCCUGCCUCAGCCUCCUGAGUAGCUGGGAUUACAGGCGCCCGCCACCAUGUCUGGCUAAUUUUUUGUAUUUUUAGUAGAGACGGUGUUUCGCCAUGUUGGGCAGGCUGGUCUCGAACUCCUGGCCUCAGGUGAUCUGCCCUCCUCGGCCUCCUAAAGUGCUAGGAUUACAGGCGUUUAAGCCACCAUUCCCGGCCUAAGCCACCAUGCUUGGCCUUGCUUUAUUCUUAUGGUUAAAUAUUUUGAACAUUCUUAAAUUAUUAGGAAGAUUUUCUAGAAAUAAAAAUGCUGUUUCAAUGGUUGAGUAUAUUUUUGAGACUCAUCCAAUGUGGUAGGCACCGUGUUAAGGUACUGGGUAUAUUGUGGUUAAUAAAAAACAAAUGUAUAUUCUGUUCUCUUGGAGUCACGUGUUCUUGCAAUGAAGAAAGAUGAGACUAGGGUAGUACAUAUAUUUAGGUGGCCCUCACAGAAUUAUUGAGGAUGGCACUUAGCCCAGACACUGGAUAGGAGGUAUUUAGAGAUCACUUGUGUAGGUAGUAACAUGUAAGCCAAGGUCUGAAGCAGAGAGGUUGGAUAAUCUAUGCAACCUUACAAUGUGGAAAUGACUCAACAGGAAAAACCAUUUACCUAAUCUCUGGUCAGAAAUCACAGAACUUGGCCAAAGAACUGAAGGGUUACUGUACUUACUCAAGUUCUUUGUCUAUUUAGACAUGUUAUGAUACACCAGUUAUCUAUAACCUGAGAAAAUAGCGCAUAUUACCAACUGUCAUAUUACAUACUUUUUAAUUGUGCUACUACUAUGCUUCGUAUGUUGUAGGCACUCAGUAUCUAUUGGAUAAAUAGCUGGCUACUUUGAACCUACUGUUUUUGCUUUCUGUCAGCAAUACACUUCAGGAAGCUGCAACAAAAAAUUUUAUUUAUGGGCAAAUAACUGGGAAUGAUAAGCUACAAUAAUAUUGAUAAGUCAGAAUGAUACAUUAUGAUAAGUCAGAACAAUAUAAUUAUUUUUCUGAUUUCCUGUGUAAAAUUUAUUUUUUUGUUACAGUGACCUGAUUGUGCUACUGCUGCACUUUAUUUGUAUUUUUGAUUUUGUAAAAAUUUUAUUUAGUUUUUUGAGACGGAGUCUCACCCUGUCAUGCAGGCUAGAGUGCAGUGGCACUAUCUCAGCUCGCUGCAACCUCCGCCUCCCGGGUUCAAACGAUUCUCCUGCCUCAGCCUCCCGAGUAGCUGGGAUUACAGGCGCUGGCCACCAUGCCCAGCUAAUUUUUGUAGUUUUAGUAGGGACGGGGGUUUCACCAUGUUGGCCAGACUGGCCUCGAACUCCUGACCUCGUGAUCUGCCCGCCUCAGCCUCCCAAAGUGCUGGAAUUACAGGCGUGAGCCGCCACAUCCGGCCACACCCUAUGUAAAAUUUAAAUGAUCAUUAUGUCUUAGCCAUAAAUUUCCGGGAGUAGUGAUCUUACAAAGGUUUGAAAAAACAUUUGUUGAAUAAAUUGAAUAUAAAAUAACAGAGGGAAAAAAAAACCCCACCUUACUCUGAUGGUGUAGGUAGGGGAUGAAAAGGCACAAUUCUAGGAUUACUUCUCCUUUAUUAGUGAACAGUAAUUAGAAUGUAAUAAUACAGCUCUAGCAUGCUUCUUGGAGAGACUGGAACAUGUAAUAAAGCCUUAACAGAGAUUUGGGGUUUAUUUAUAAAUACCACAGAAAAGCUUAUGGUUGUGGAAUUGUGUUUUUGCACAUGUUGGAUAUUUAGGCUUUAAAAAAGGAGUUUGGUGUCUUUAGCAGAGUUUAUUGGUAGGCACUGUUCUAACUGCUUUUUUUUUUUUUUUUUUUUUUUGAGACGGAGUCUCGCUCAGUCGCCCAGGCUGGAGUGCAGUGGCGCGAUCUCGGCUCACUGCAAGCUCCGCCUCCCGGGUUUACACCAUUCUCCUGCCUCAGCCUCCUGAGUAGCUGGGACUACAGGCGCCCGCCACCACGCCCGGCUAAUUUUUUGUAUUUUUAGUAGAGACGGGGUUUCACCGUGUUAGCCAGGAUGGUCUCCAUCUCCUGACCUCGUGAUCUGCCCGCCUCGGCCUCCCAAAGUGCUGGGAUUACAGGUGUGAGCCACCGCGCCCGGCCUGUUUUUUAAAUAUUGUCUCUCAUGAGCCAAUGAGGCAUAGAUACUAGUAUUAGCCCCAUUUUCUAUAUGGUGUAAUUGUAGUUCGGCGUUAUUAAGUAACGUGUGUAAAGUCCAGCAACCUGUAGUGGAAGAGCUUGAAUUCCAGCCUGGAUCAUUCACCCCAGGACUUGCUCUCUUAACCAGCUGUUAACCAUAUGCUAACAGUUGUGGUAAAAUACACACAACUCAGAGCUUGAGUGACUGUUUUUGGAGCUAAUCUUGACUAGACGCUUGGACUUGGAAACAGUAAGACUUGGGUUAGGAUUCCAGCUCCAUUAUUUACUAGCCUGCUAGAUUUGGGUAAUUCUCUAAAUCUCAAUUUUCUCCAUUGUAAAAUGCUUCUACCUCAUAGAGUUGUAAGGAUCAAAUGAACUGCUCGAGUGUGGUAAUUCUGCUAUUCGGGUUUUUUCCCCAAGGUGAGUAGUAUGUGUGAACUUGUUGCAGGCCUAUUUCAGAGGUCCAAUGUUUUCCAGAAAAGUGCUGCUUCAAUAGAAAAGAACAAGAGUUAAAAAUGGGAUGGACCGAAAAUCUGGGAAAGGUGGGCUCUACCCACACUUUGAGAAAUGAUGGCAUAGCCCAAUAAACUCUGAGAGACCAAUCUAUAUGUGCGUUUGUCCAUUAUUUUCACCCCCUCCUCUCGAGCAUGCACAGCACUUGCACGUGUUUACUUAAAAACUACUGGUAUAGCCUCAAUUCUUAGAAGACUGAAGUUAGUACGUUUUUAUCUAGUUAGCAGUGUGCAACUGCCUAGGGUCAAAAUUGCUACUGGCUAGCUGUGUGACUUUGGGCACGUGACCUCGGCGUGCAAAACUCCCUGGUACUCUCAAGGAGGCUCUUGAUAAAGUGUUAAAAGUCUGUUUAUAAAACAAAAGUGGAUGAAUGUCGCCCUCCAGGGCUUUGCGGUGCUGGGGCUCGGGGAGCAGCCUCGCAGGUUCGUGCGGGCGGCGGGGGCCCCCCUGCUGGCCACAUCCUCCAGCCUCCCUCCGCUCGGCCUCCGGCGCGACGUGCGGCCCGAGCCAUUUCCUCCCAGGGCGGGGGAAAAGGGAGGAACUGCCGGUUUAAAUUGCCUAGCUACGGCUCGUGUGCAGGGAGAGGCCGAGACGGCUUAAAGCCUCCAAGAAAUUGAGGGGAAAAAGGUGCAGAGAUUAAAGUUUUACCUCUUGGUGCCUCCAGGUUCGCUUUUGGCUAACCUAAGUUCCUCUGUUCGGGCGCCUCCAUUCCUUUCAAGACUCAGCUUGGAUAUCCUCUGGGGCUCGCCGCGUAGGACGCCAUUUCUCAGCCGGGACAGCGGGCCAUCCCUCAGCACGCUGGAGUCCGGAAUCCGCCCCUCCUAACGCCCGGCGCCGGAUCCCACCCUAACCCCUCCCUUAAUACCCUUGGAACCUAGGACCCAGCGGUUUCGGCACGCCCGGCCCCGCCCCUCCGCGCACCGGCGCCCGCGAUUGGCUCCGGGAGGCGCGGCCCCGCCCCUGCCAUGGCCGCCGCCUGGCGCCGGGGCUAAGUGGCCGCCGGCGUCCGGGUACCCGAGGGCUCUCCCGCGUUGCUGGCACCGCUGGCGCCGCGGUCUCGUAGCGCAUGGGCCUCCUCCGAGGCGGGCUCCCAUGCGCUCGGGCCAUGGCGCGCCUGGGCGCUGUGCGCUCCCACUACUGCGCCCUGCUGCUGGCCGCGGCGCUGGCCGUCUGCGCCUUCUACUACCUCGGCUCAGGCCGGGAGACCUUCUCCAGCGCCACCAAGAGGCUGAAGGAGGCCCGCGCCGGGGCUCCCGCCGCGCCCUCGCCGCCCGCGCUGGAGCUAGCGCGGGGCUCCGUGGCGCCAGCCCCCGGCGCGAAGGCCAAGAGCUUGGAGGGCGGCGGUGCCGGGCCGGUGGACUACCACCUGCUGAUGAUGUUCACCAAGGCGGAGCACAAUGCCGCGCUGCAGGCCAAGGCCCGCGUCGCGCUGCGCUCACUGCUGCGUCUCGCCAAGUUCGAGGCGCACGAGGUGCUUAACCUUCACUUCGUGAGCGAGGAGGCCAGCCGCGAGGUGGCCAAGGGCCUGCUGCGGGAGCUCCUGCCGCCCGCCGCUGGCUUCAAGUGCAAGGUCAUCUUCCACGACGUUGCUGUGCUGACGGAUAAGCUCUUCCCCGUCGUGGAGGCCAUGCAGAAGCACUUCAGUGCUGGCUCGGGAACCUACUACAGUGACUCCAUCUUCUUCCUCUCGGUCGCCAUGCAUCAGAUCAUGCCCAAAGAGAUCCUGCAGAUCAUUCAGCUGGACCUAGACCUGAAGUUUAAGACCAACAUCCGGGAGUUGUUUGAGGAAUUUGACAGUUUCCUGCCAGGCGCCAUCAUCGGCAUAGCCCGGGAGAUGCAGCCAGUUUACAGGCACACGUUCUGGCAGUUCCGCCAUGAGAACCCCCAGACCCGGGUUGGGGGCCCGCCCCCCGAGGGGCUGCCGGGCUUCAACAGCGGGGUGAUGUUGCUGAGCCUGGAGGCCAUGCGCCAGUCCCCGCUCUACAGCCGCCUGCUGGAGCCGGCGCAGGUGCAGCAGCUGGCCGACAAGUACCACUUCCGCGGCCACCUCGGGGACCAGGACUUCUUCACCAUGAUCGGCAUGGAGCACCCCAAGCUCUUCCAUGUGCUGGACUGUACCUGGAACCGGCAGCUGUGCACCUGGUGGAGGGACCAUGGCUACAGUGACGUCUUCGAGGCCUAUUUCAGGUGUGAGGGCCACGUCAAGAUCUACCACGGGAACUGCAACACUCCCAUCCCGGAGGACUAGGCGCACCCCCUGCCUUGCCCCCGGGGCCUCCAGAUCUGGGGGAAGGACAGGGCUCCUUGGGACAGACCCAAGGGCAGUAUCUGACCCACUAGAGAGACACCGCAGGGAAGUCCUGUGAUUAAGGUGCUGAGACCUCCUGCCGGGCAGGUCACUGUGCUGAGGCCACCCGCCAAGGACUGGCCUGUGCACUGCUGGUGCUUGGGACCUUAUUUCUCCAGGGAGCAGGUGACACAAAGGACACGCAUGUCCAGUGGGCUGGGAAGCAAGCACUUGAAGAGAAGGAAGGGGAGAAAGGGUCCCCCUUGCUGUCUGCCUCUGAGGAAUGGAAAUCCUUUAGACCCGGCCUUUUUUGGACCAAUGUAAAUGUAAUUUAAAUUGACAGCCUUCCAUUUUUCGAGAAAGUACAAACGGAACUGCUUUAGCACCCAUCGAGCCCCAAACGGGUAAGGUAAGCCGAGGUUUUAAUGACCAGCCAGUAUCUAAGCGUCCAAACGAAUGCCAGCCCAUCGCAUACUCACCCUGGGAGGCUGCUGCACGCGCAUUCUCCUGACGCUCACAUCACUUGGUGUAGGUUUCAGGAUCGCCUCUUCGAGGAAGGACUUCAGGACCAACUGGGGCCUGCAUAAGAAAACUUAUAUCAUUAUUAGAGCACUCACAGCUUGUAUCUCCCAGCUACAUCCUAGAACCCCAUUGUCCUUUAUUCAACCAAACCAGCUCCAGGUGACCAGACUCUACUCAGAAAGCAAAUUCAUCGUCAAAGAACAGAGAUUGGCCACCACGAGGACAUGCAGGAGAACUGUCUGGAUCAGGAAGACUCAUUCCAAAAAGGAGCCCAGGCCGGGCACAGUGGUCAAGCCUGUAAUCCCAACACUUUGGGAGACCGAGGUGGGGGGAUCGAUUGAGCCUCGGAGGUCGAGAUCAGCCUGGGAAACACAGGGAGGCCCCCAUCGCUACAAAACGUUUUAAAAAUUAGCCAGGUGUGGUGGCUUGUGCUUGUUGUCCCGGCUACUUGGGAGGCUGAAGUGGGAGGGUGGCUUGAGUCCAGGAGUUCACUGCACUGAGCUGUGAUCACACCACUGCACUCCAGCCUGGACGACAGAGUGAGACGUCCAUCUCAAAAAAAAAAAAGGAACCCAGCAAUUCCCAAGUGUGACCAUGUGGGCUUGGAAGACAUGUCACUCAUGGGCUAGUAAGCAUUCUAGUUUCUUUGUUUAAAAAAUCCCCUUAUCAUACCACGUUAGACCGUAGACCUUAGCAGAAAUUAAAGCGUCGUUUCUUUUGAUGGGGCCUCCUGUACGUAGGCUGCAGACGUGAAAGCCCCAGGGGUCCAUUUGUAUCAUCUAGCUGAGGUCCUUGGAGAAAUGCUGUGGAAUUUAAUCUUGUUUUGUUUCAAUUUCAUUUACGUUUUUCUUUUUCCCAUGAGUGAGGAUAGCUAAUAAAUCAUCUUUGAGAA
Molecule: messenger RNA, 7777 nt
Organism: Gorilla gorilla gorilla (western lowland gorilla)
Lineage: Eukaryota; Metazoa; Chordata; Mammalia; Primates; Hominidae
Gene: XXYLT1
Product: xyloside xylosyltransferase 1
Exons: 4
Coding region: 5143-6324 (393 amino acids)
Biological process (GO): protein O-linked glycosylation via N-acetylgalactosamine
Cellular component (GO): endoplasmic reticulum membrane
Molecular function (GO): xylosyl alpha-1,3-xylosyltransferase activity
Source: RefSeq, a predicted model, not a curated record